Symphalangus syndactylus (siamang) is the source of this 4401-nucleotide messenger RNA. RefSeq names its product cell division cycle and apoptosis regulator 1 (gene CCAR1). NCBI's taxonomy places the organism in Eukaryota, Metazoa, Chordata, Mammalia, Primates, Hylobatidae. The record is from RefSeq and is a predicted model, not a curated record. Gene Ontology annotation, cellular component: nucleus. Gene Ontology annotation, biological process: regulation of DNA-templated transcription.
GGGCUGACGGGUUUGAAAUGGCUUCGAUGUUAGCCGGGACCCGACUCAGGUGAAGGUCUGGUCCCCCUAGUUGGAGCGGUGGGCGGCCACGCCGGGUCUCUUAACAUCCUGUUGGAUCUGUGGAAGGGCCAGGAACGAUCUUUUGGGUAGCCCGGCGGCCCCGGGCGGCGACGGUGGGGCUCUUGUGGGACUGGGACGGGAGGGACGCGGUCCCUUUUGUGCGGGUCGGAGCAGGCCCGGCGCGGCCAGCCCCUCCCCCACCACUUGGCUCCUCAGGUGCCCCCAGCGCCCCUCAGCCUCGGCAUGGCGACGCUGCCGUCCGCCGCCCCAUUGCUCCCGAGCCGCUGCGGUUUUACUGUCCUGGCCCCCCGGCCCGGGACAUCGUGGCGGCUCCCGGCGGCGUGGGUCUUGGGGAAUAGAGGCUUUCUCCGUGCGUGGUAAACGAGCCCAGGGCUCUUGGGAUCCAUCGAGUGUCGUGGGGCGGUGGGUUCCGCCUUCCGUCGCCGGCGGCCGGCACGGAGCUGGGACUGGAAGAAGAUGGACGGCCGGGCUCUGGCCCUUGAGGGUCGCGGCGGCCGAGGAGGGGGUGCGCGGGCGGAGAAUCUUCGCCUUUUCUGAUCGAUGCUAUAGAAGACAAACAAGGGAAGGUUUUUUUCCUUUUGCAUCAUGGCUCAGUUUGGAGGACAGAAGAAUCCACCAUGGGCUACUCAGUUUACAGCCACUGCGGUAUCACAGCCAGCUGCACUGGGUGUUCAACAGCCAUCACUCCUUGGAGCAUCUCCUACCAUUUACACACAGCAAACUGCAUUGGCGGCAGCAGGCCUUACCACACAAACUCCAGCAAACUAUCAGUUAACACAAACCGCUGCAUUGCAGCAACAAGCCGCAGCUGCAGCAGCUGCAUUACAACAGCAAUAUUCACAACCUCAGCAGGCCCUGUAUAGUGUGCAACAACAGUUACAGCAACCCCAGCAAACCCUCUUAACACAGCCAGCUGUUGCACUGCCUACAAGCCUUAGCCUGUCUACUCCUCAGCCAACAGCACAAAUAACUGUAUCAUAUCCAACACCAAGGUCCAGUCAACAGCAGACCCAGCCUCAGAAGCAGCGUGUUUUCACAGGGGUGGUUACAAAACUACAUGAUACAUUUGGAUUUGUGGAUGAAGAUGUAUUCUUUCAGCUUAGUGCCGUCAAAGGGAAAACCCCCCAAGUAGGUGACAGAGUAUUGGUUGAAGCUACGUAUAAUCCUAAUAUGCCUUUUAAAUGGAAUGCACAGAGAAUUCAAACACUACCAAAUCAGAAUCAGUCGCAAACCCAGCCAUUACUGAAGACUCCUCCUGCUGUACUUCAGCCAAUUGCACCACAGACAACAUUUGGUGUUCAGACUCAGCCCCAGCCCCAGUCACUGCUGCAGGCACAGAUUUCAGCAGCUUCUAUUACACCACUAUUGCAGACUCAACCACAGCCCUUAUUACAGCAGCCUCAGCAGAAAGCUGGUUUAUUGCAGCCUCCUGUUCGUAUAGUUUCACAACCACAACCGGCACGACGAUUAGAUCCCCCAUCCCGAUUUUCAGGAAGAAAUGACAGAGGGGAUCAAGUGCCUAACAGAAAAGAUGAUCGAAGUCGUGAGAGAGAGAGAGAAAGACGUAGAUCAAGAGAAAGAUCACCUCAGAGGAAACGUUCCCGGGAAAGAUCUCCACGAAGAGAGCGAGAGCGAUCACCUCGGAGAGUUCGACGUGUUGUUCCACGUUACACAGUUCAGUUUUCAAAGUUUUCUUUAGAUUGUCCCAGUUGUGACAUGAUGGAACUAAGGCGCCGUUAUCAGAAUUUGUAUAUACCUAGUGACUUUUUUGAUGCUCAGUUUACAUGGGUGGAUGCUUUCCCUUUGUCAAGACCAUUUCAGCUGGGAAAUUACUGCAAUUUUUAUGUAAUGCACAGAGAAGUAGAGUCCUUAGAAAAAAAUAUGGCCAUUCUUGAUCCACCAGAUGCCGACCACUUAUACAGUGCAAAGGUAAUGCUGAUGGCUAGCCCUAGUAUGGAAGAUUUAUAUCAUAAGUCAUGUGCUCUUGCUGAAGACCCACAAGAACUUCGAGAUGGAUUCCAACAUCCUGCUAGACUUGUUAAGUUUUUAGUGGGCAUGAAAGGCAAGGAUGAAGCUAUGGCCAUUGGAGGCCACUGGUCUCCUUCGUUGGAUGGACCAGACCCAGAAAAAGAUCCCUCUGUGUUGAUUAAGACUGCUAUUCGUUGUUGUAAGGCUCUGACAGGCAUUGAUCUAAGUGUGUGCACACAAUGGUACCGUUUUGCAGAGAUUCGCUACCAUCGCCCUGAGGAGACCCACAAGGGGCGUACAGUUCCAGCUCAUGUGGAGACAGUGGUUUUAUUUUUCCCGGAUGUUUGGCAUUGCCUUCCCACCCGCUCAGAGUGGGAAACCCUCUCCCGAGGAUACAAGCAGCAGCUGGUCGAGAAGCUUCAGGGUGAACGCAAGGAGGCUGAUGGAGAACAGGAUGAAGAAGAGAAGGAUGAUGGUGAAGCUAAAGAAAUUUCUACACCUACCCAUUGGUCUAAACUUGAUCCAAAGACAAUGAAGGUAAAUGACCUCCGAAAAGAAUUAGAAAGUCGAGCUCUUAGUUCCAAAGGAUUAAAAUCCCAGUUAAUAGCCCGAUUGACAAAACAGCUUAAAGUAGAGGAACAAAAAGAAGAACAGAAGGAGUUAGAGAAAUCUGAAAAAGAAGAGGAUGAAGAUGAUGAUAGGAAAUCUGAAGACGAUAAAGAGGAAGAAGAAAGGAAACGUCAAGAGGAAAUAGAACGCCAGCGUCGAGAAAGAAGAUAUAUUUUGCCUGAUGAACCGGCCAUCAUUGUACAUCCAAAUUGGGCUGCAAAAAGUGGCAAGUUUGAUUGUAGCAUCAUGUCUUUGAGUGUCCUAUUGGACUACAGAUUAGAGGAUAAUAAAGAACAUUCAUUUGAGGUUUCAUUGUUUGCGGAACUUUUCAAUGAAAUGCUUCAAAGAGACUUUGGUGUCCGUAUAUACAAAUCAUUACUGUCUCUUCCUGAGAAAGAGGACAAAAAAGAAAAGGAUAAAAAAAGCAAAAAAGAUGAGAGAAAAGAUAAAAAAGAAGAAAGAGAUGAUGAAACUGACGAGCCAAAACCCAAACAGAGAAAAUCAGGCGAUGAUAAAGAUAAAAAAGAAGAUAGAGAUGAAAGGAAGAAAGAAGAUAAAAGAAAAGAUGAUUCUAAAGAUGAUGAUGAAACUGAAGAAGAUAACAAUCAAGAUGAAUAUGACCCUAUGGAAGCAGAAGAAGCUGAGGAUGAAGAAGAUGAUAGGGAUGAGGAAGAAAUGACCAAACGAGAUGACAAAAGAGAUAUCAACAGAUACUGCAAGGAGAGGCCCUCUAAAGAUAAGGAAAAAGAAAAGACUCAAAUGAUCACAAUUAACAGAGAUCUGUUAAUGGCUUUUGUUUAUUUUGAUCAAAGUCAUUGUGGUUACCUUCUUGAAAAGGAUUUGGAAGAAAUACUUUAUACUCUUGGACUACAUCUUUCUCGGGCUCAGGUAAAGAAGCUUCUUAAUAAAGUAGUGCUCCGUGAAUCUUGCUUUUACCGGAAAUUAACAGACACCUCAAAAGAUGAAGAGACCCAUGAAGAGUCUGAGUCAUUGCAGGAAGAUAUGCUAGGAAACAGAUUAUUACUUCCAACACCAACAGUAAAGCAGGAAUCAAAGGAUGUGGAAGAAAAUGUCGGCCUCAUUGUGUACAAUGGUGCAAUGGUAGAUGUAGGAAGCCUCUUGCAAAAAUUGGAAAAGAGCGAAAAAGUAAGAGCUGAGGUAGAACAGAAGUUGCAGUUACUAGAAGAAAAAACAGAUGAAGAUGAAAAAACCAUAUUAAAUUUGGAGAAUUCCAACAAAAGCCUCUCUGGUGAACUCAGAGAAGUUAAAAAGGACCUUAGUCAGUUACAAGAAAACUUAAAGAUUUCAGAAAACAUGAAUUUACAAUUUGAAAACCAACUGAAUAAAACAAUCAGAAACUUAUCUACGGUAAUGGAUGAAAUCCACACUGUUCUCAAGAAGGAUAAUGUAAAGAAUGAAGACAAAGAUCAAAAAUCCAAGGAGAAUGGUGCAAGUGUAUGAUAAAAUCCAUGUAGUGAGGAGGAAUGGUGUUAAAUAAUGUAAUAUAUAAAAAUCAUGAUAUAAGAAUGUUUGAAGGUGUUGCAUGUUUGAUUUUAGUAGUAUGUCUUUUAGUUCAAAUGAUGUAUAAAGUUUUAUGAAUGUGAGUUUCUGCUUUUGAAAAUUGCUUGUAAUUCCUAGCCUUCAAAUUAUUAAACACUCCUUGAGUGAAAUAAUUUUGCAUUGCAAAGUGUUUUAGGAUGAACUUUGUUAUAGUUUUAACUCCAAUAAAGUUCAUCAGUUUAA